Brachypodium distachyon (stiff brome) is the source of this 2436-nucleotide messenger RNA. Its product is annotated as CTL-like protein DDB_G0274487. Gene Ontology annotation, biological process: transmembrane transport. The transcript has 4 exons. The record is from RefSeq and is a predicted model, not a curated record. Gene Ontology annotation, cellular component: membrane. Gene Ontology annotation, molecular function: transmembrane transporter activity. The coding region runs from base 227 to 1846 and encodes 539 amino acids. NCBI's taxonomy places the organism in Eukaryota, Viridiplantae, Streptophyta, Magnoliopsida, Poales, Poaceae.
ACGAGCGAAAAGGCCACACCAACAACGGUCGGUCAGUCUCACAGAUUGGGCUCUCCUCUCCCGUCGUCUCUCCCCAAUUCCAAUCAAAUCUUCCCUUCCCGUUCCCUCUGCCCUCCUCCUCUCUCCUCCAUUGGAGACCACCACUCGGCCCUGCCCCGCGCUUCCCCAUCACGCUUCCCAUCGAAGCAGCCGCGAUCGAGCUCCUCCGCCGCCGCCCGCGCGCGACAUGGGCGCCGCCGCCGCCGAUAACGCCGCCGGGGAUGCGGAGCGGGGUGGUAGAGGGAGGGCGUCGGCGCCGGAGGAGAGGGAGGUGAAGGUGGUGGUAGUGGACGAGCAGGAGGCGCCGGCGCCCGCGACGGCGAGGAUGCUGCAGACGCAGCGGCCGCCCGCGCCGCUGCAGGUCACAACGCAGGCGCCGCCGCCGCCCAUGUCGGUCGCCUCCGGCGGCGCCGACCCGCCCCCCGUCGCCACGUACCAGCCCGUCAUGCUGACCCCACCACAGCCGCUGGCGUCGCUGAACUCGCGCGUGUACACGAACCAGAUCUCGCUAUGCCUCUUCCUGCUGCACCUGGCGGCGGCGGGUUUUGCCGUGGGCUUCUUCGUCUUCCACGCCGUCAAGGACAUCGUGCAGCACCCGCGAUCCCGCAGCGCGCGCGUGGAGAGCAGCCUGCUCCGCGAGUGGCUUCCCCCGGUCGAGGGCGCCGUGGCGCUGAGCAUCGUGCUGGCCUUCGCGUGGCAGAAGGCGGUCCGCGCAUGGCCGCGCGCCAUGGUGCGUGUGAUCCUCUGGUCGGGCUUCGGCGUCACGCUGGCCGUGGGCGCAAUGCUGAUGUGCUUCUCCAUGCCGGCCACCGUGGGGCUCGGCGUCGCCAUGGUCGUCUUCUCCAUCGGCACCGGGCUGUACGCGUGCUGGGUGACCCGUCGCGUCGGGUUCACGGCGCGGGUGUUCGAGUGCGCGGUGCGCCCCGUCGACAAGUUCAGGGGCCUCAACGGCCCGGCCUACGUGAUGGUGGCCGCCGGGUUCGUGUGGAUCUCCGUGUGGUGCGUGGCGGUGAUCGGCGCCGCCAACUUCCGGUUCGCCGGCCUGACCAUCCUGGCGCUGGUGGUGAGCCUGGCGUGGACGGCGGAGGUGAUGCGCAACGUGGCGAACCUGACGGCGAGCCGGGUGAUCGCGCUCUACUACCUCCGCGGCAUGCAGUCCAGCGUGCAGUUCAGCUUCCAGCGCGCGCUGUCCUACAACCUCGGCAGCGCCUGCCUCGGCUCCCUCUUCGUGCCCACCAUCGAGGCCCUCCGCAUCCUCGCCCGCGGGCUCAACCUCCUCGAGGGCGAGGACGAGUUCAUGUUCUCCUGCGCCCACUGCUGCCUCAACGUCAUGAACGCCGUCUUCACCUACGGCAACAGCUGGGCCUUCGUCCACAUUGCGGCGUACGGGAGGGGGUUCGUGCAGGCGUCGCGGAGCACGUGGUGGCAGUUCGAGCGACAGCCGGGGAUGGCGGCUCUGGCGGACGCGGACAUCACGAGCUCCGUGUGCUUCCUGACGGGGGUCACCAGCGGCGCGCUGUGCGUGGCGCUGGCGGGGUCCUGGGCGUACGCCACGCACAAGCACUACACGGCCACGGUGUCCCUCCUGUCCUUCUACGUGGGCUACCUGAUGACCAGGAUCGGCAUGGCGCUGCCGCAGGCCUGCGUGGGCUGCUACUACGUCUGCUUCGCCGAGAACCCCGGGUCCAGGCUCUUCGACAGCACCAUCCCGGACCGGCUGAGGAAGAUGCAGGACGCCGAGAAGGACGCCUUCGUGCCCACUCCCAGGUUCCCGGCGCAGCAGCAACACCACGUCUCCGCCGCCUGACUUGACUAUCAUCAUCGAUCUUUCCAAGCAAGGGGGCAGCUACUCUUGAUGCAUUGGAUUAAGAUUUUGAUCCCCGGGCCCGGAUUGGGCGGUCUCUUGAUGCUGGUUCAGAGGACGACUUGACUUGACCCCCCGGUGGUGAUCUGGCAGGCGAGACUUCCAGGCAUUGCAAUUGCCGUCGCGUGGACGGGAGGCAACUGGGGAUGGGGGAAUCGGAGAAGGAAUCUCAUGGUCCAUGCUGGGAAGCGUAGGACUGAAGCAGCAGAUCAAAAGAUCUUAUCAACUCGUGGGCACGUGUUGAUCUUCUCCUCCUCUUGCUUGUAAAAUAGGAGUAGCUCGAUUUUUCCUCCUCUCUCUGGUGUUUCUGUAAAUCCCCCCAUUCUUUGACACGUUUUAUCUGUCAGUUUAGUACCUCUGUUUUUUUCCUUUCUUUACUUAGUGGCCAAACGAGUCCUUAGUGCUGGCAGGAGGAGCCUGGAUAUUUCAUAGGUCAGGCAUGUAAUGAUGUAAGCUAAAAUAGUUACUGUGAUUAGUUACAGAUAUUCCUUGUGCAUGUAUUUUUGCAAACGAAAUUUCAAAUGCUUAUUGAC